Pedinophyceae sp. YPF-701 is the source of this 2502-nucleotide messenger RNA. The record is from the annotation of a GenBank genome assembly. NCBI's taxonomy places the organism in Eukaryota, Viridiplantae, Chlorophyta, Pedinophyceae.
AUGGCGGAGGACGAGCUGACGGGCGGCCCCGACGGUGCCGUGGAGGAGCCUGCGCAGGAGCUGGAGGCCACUGAGGCGCCUGCUGCUCCGGCCGAGGCUGCCGAGGCCAGCGACGCGGACCCGCCGCCGGCGGAGGAUCAGGGAGCCGCUCCAGGUGAGCCGGGUGAUGGGGAGGCUGUCCCGCCGGAAGGCGAGGCUCAGAACGGCGAGGCGUUCGCGUACGACGACCCUGAGAAGGUAGAGAGUGCGGUGGUGCGCAUCCAGAGCCAGUUCCGCGGCAACAAGGCGCGCGAGCAGGUCGCUGCCAUGAAGGCAGCCCCUGCACAGGACGACACCGCGGGGGCCGCGGACGGGCCCGCCGAGCCGCAAGAGGGCGACGCUGCACCGGCUGCGAGCGCGGCCGAGCAGCCGGAGGAGAACUUCGAGUACGACGACCCCGCCCAGGUGGAGAGUGCCGUCGUGCGCAUCCAGAGCCAGUUCCGCGGCAACAAGGCGCGCGAGCAGGUCGCUGCGCUCAAGGCGGCGAAGGACACCGGCGACGCCGAGGCAGCCCCGGCGGAGGAGGAGAACUUCGAGUACGACGACCCCGCCCAGGUGGAGAGUGCCGUCGUGCGCAUCCAGAGCCAGUUCCGCGGCAACAAGGCGCGCGAGCAGGUCGCGAAGAUGCGCGCCGGUGGGGACGCGACGGAGGCGGCUCCGGCGGAGGAGGAGAACUUCGAGUACGACGACCCUGCCCAGGUGGAGAGCGCUGUUGUGCGCAUCCAGAGCCAGUUCCGCGGUAACAAGGCGCGCGAGCAGGUCGCGAAGAUGCGCGCCGGUGCGGAUGCGACGGAGGCGGCUCCGGCGGAGGAGGAGGACGACGAGGAUGGCGAGGGCGGGCUGCUCCCCGCGGAGGAGGGGAUGGUGUUGGUGCGGGACAACGACACGGGCAAGGUGCAGCUGGUGCACGGGGUGUCGCGGCGCGGGCUGCUCAUCGCGGACGACGUCGAUGUCCCGCAGCAGUCGCCGGGGAUGCCCGCGGUGCCGGAGGAGGGCCGCGAGCUCGCGCACGUGGCCACGUCGAUCGUAGUGAACGAGGAGGGGGGGGUGUCUCUGAGCAUCGCUCCGGCGCCGGCGGCCGCGCCGCCCGCGCAGGAGGAGGAGGAGGAGGAGGACGACGACGACGGCCCGCCGCUCGUGAGCGCGGACGACGGCGUGGCGAUCUACCGCGACGGCGAGAACGUGAGCAUCGUGCAGGGCGUGACCAAGGGCGGCAAGGUCAUCUCGAAGCCGUUCGAUAGCAAGAGCCUCAGGCAGCGCGCGGAGUCCGAGAUGUCCGGCGCGGCGGCGGCGCCGAGCGCCCCCGGCGAGCCGGAGCCCGCGGCGGACGCGCAGGCGGCGGCCGAGGAGCUGCUGGCGCUCGUGCGCGGCGAGGGGCCGUCCUCCGGCGCGGAGGUCGCGGCGGAGACGUCUGCGCCCGCGGCGGAGGAGGACGCGGCGGCCCCCGCGGACAGCCCGGCGGCGGGCGGCGAGGCCCCGGAGGCGGUGUCGGAGGAGCGGCAGGCUGCGGUGGAGAAGCGGCUGGCGUCGCUGGUGCUGUCGCUGGAGGUGGGGAAGAUCGGGGAGGCGCUGCACACGGCGGCGCGCGCGGGGCUGCCGGCGGACAACCCGUUCGUGGCUGCGGCGCGCGGCGUGAUGCACGUCAACAAGCUGUCGCACGAGGCCUCCGCGGCGUGCCAGAUCCGCUCGCUGGACGCCGUGGAGGGCAUACUGGAGCAGAUCGCCGCGGCGGUGCCCCUGGGGGGGGAGUCGCAGGAGGCGUUCGCGGCGCGCCCGGAGUUUGAGCGGGCGCGGCGGCAGUGCGGGCUGAUCGCGCUGGACCAGCGGGCGCUCGCGGCGGUGGAGCUGGGCGACGAGGCCGAGAUGGAGCGCGUGGGCGAGGAGGCCGCGGAGCUCGGCGCGACGAACGUGUCGCGGCGGCUGCAGCUCGCGCAGCAGCUGGAGACGACGCGCGUGUCGGUGGAGGACUGGAUGCGCAGCAAGGAGCGCACGGCGCGGCGGGAGCGCGCGGCGGCGAAGCGCUCGAAGCGCGCGACGCAGCGGCGGGAGCGCAAGGCCAGGGAGGCCAAGCAGCAGGCGGCGCAGGACGUGUACCAGGGCUGGCUGGCGUCGAAGAAGGACGAGGAGCGCGGGCGGAAGGCGGAGAGCGAGGAGCUCCAGGCGUUCGUGCAGGCGGAGCGGGAGGCGCGGGAGAAGAACGAGGCCGCGUUCCGGGAGUGGCAGCGCCGCAAGGCGCAGCAGCAGGCGCGCGAGGACGCGCAGGAGCGCAAGCGGCGCUCGCGCGUGGGGCGGCUGCGCGCGGCCGUGAACGCGAGCCGGCAGCUCGAGCAGCGCGCGCUGCGCGUCAUGGAGCGCACGUGGGACAAGAGCUUCCACGUGGCCACUGUGUGGUCGCCGCCGGACAAGCGCGGGGAGCUCUCCGAGGCGGAGGCGCGGGCGGCGCGCGUGACGGCGCUGAGCUGA